This is a messenger RNA of Blepharisma stoltei, 2957 nucleotides long. NCBI's taxonomy places the organism in Eukaryota, Ciliophora, Heterotrichea, Heterotrichida, Blepharismidae. The record is from the annotation of a GenBank genome assembly.
AUGGAAAAGCUUAUUCCCAUUAUCAACAGAUUGCAAGAUACCCUAUUAUCUGCAAAUAUUCCAAAUUCAAUCAGUUUGCCUCAAAUUGUCGUAGUCGGAUCUCAAUCAUCUGGCAAAAGCAGCGUUUUAGAAAGCAUUGUAGGAAGAGAUUUUUUGCCCCGAGGUUCAGGGAUUGUAACUCGAUGCCCUUUGCAGCUGAAACUUGUACGGAUAAAUGAAGAUGAAGAGUAUGGAGUUUUCUCUCAUGUGGGCGACUGCAAGUUUACUGAUUUCAGUCUGAUUCGUGACGAAAUUAUUAAUAGAACCCAAGAAUUAACAGGAAAUGGGAAAAUUUAAGUUAAAUAAAAGUGAAACUGACCAUAAACUGAUAAUCAGUAACCUUUAACUAUUUUAGCUCAAAAAAGUCAGCCUCUCAGGCCUCUAUAUUUAAAUGAGCAAAAUGGGAGGCUGACAUUUUGGAACUACCUUUCAAAGGGAUUAGCUUCCUAGAGCCAUCUUCUAAAUGAUGCCUCUACGUUUCCGACAAGUAAAGACCAUAUGAUAUGUAAAACCUGUUAGGGACAGGAAAACCUCCGGGAAGAAACUAAGCAACCUUUUUGCAAGCUUCCGUUUGAGAUGGUCUGCUUCGCUCACUAAAAGCAUAUUUUGCUACCUAUUGUUCCAUUCCACCGCUCUACCAUGAGGUUAAUAUCAGAGUCCAAUUUUUGAAACAUCACUAUUUUAUUUUGUUAAAUGGGAAAGGAAUCACAACAAAACCAAUUGAUCUGACUAUCUAUUCACCAAAAGUGCUUGAUAUUAGUUUACACCCCCUCUUCUUGAGCGAACAAAAUCAUUGGAAAAUAUUUUUUAGGUAAAAACCCCUCUGUGAGUGAACAAAGUUUUUUUUAUGAAAAAUAUUUGAUAUAUAAGUGAUAAUUAUUAUAAAGAAAUCUCUAGCCAAUUCGGUUUAAUUUUAAAUAGCUUGCAAUUAAAAACAAAAUUUUGCAAAUUUAAUUAAUUUUUACUACUCAAUUUUUUUUAAAUCUCGAAAAAAAAAAUUAUUAUAAAAUUUAUAGAUAGGUUUUUUUUUCGCUCAAGGAGGGGGAAGUUAGUGGAUUUGCCUGGAAUUGUGAAAAUUUCUGUUUCAGGGCAAAGUGAAGUGAUUGCAAAACAAAUCAGAGAAAUGAUUAUUGAGUAUAUUCAAAAUCCAAAUGCUAUUAUAUUAGCUGUUUCUCCUGCUAAUAAUGAUCUAGCUAACUCGGAUGCUCUGCAUAUUGCACAGAUGGUAGAUCCUAGAGGAGAAAGAACUUUAGGGGUACUAACAAAAAUCGAUAUUGAAUCUUCAACGCUAUAGCAUGCCUUGAAGUACGCCUCUUACAAGGUAACUUAGAGCACUGAUGAGUCAUCUAAAGGUGACAAGCCAACUCCAAGUUGGCAAAAGCACAUCCUUUUGCAAUAAUUUGUCAACUUGGAGCUGACUUGUCACCUUUAGAUGACUCAUCAGAGAUCCAAGUUUAACUAGAAGAAGUGUGCUUCAAGCCAAGUAAUAGUGGUGAAGAUGCUAUAUUAUGGAUAGAGGUACAGACGCUCUGAGCAUGCUGAAUGGAUCUGUUUUUCCUCUAAGAUUAGGAUACGUAGGGAUUAUUUGUAGAAGCCAAGAAGACAUAAAUAAUGGGAUGCCGAUGGACAUUCAUUCGCAAUUAGAAGAUAGAUUUUUCAAGGAAAGUCCUAUCUAUGGAAGAAUUUCAGACAGACUUGGAGUACGCUAUUUAAGAACAAGGCUAAAUAAACUGCUUAUGGACCAUAUAAAUAACACGAUUCCAGAGGUUAAAAAAAAUAUCAUGGAUUUGCUGCAAGCAGUAGAAUCAGAACUAGAAUCCUAUGGACAGAUUAUCAAUGAAAAGGAAGAGAAAUCUGCAUUUUUGCUAACCAUUAUUCAAAAAGUUGUAAAAAGCUACCAAGAUAAUAUUGCUGGGAAAAACCUAAAAAAUGUAACAGAAGAACUGCUCGGAGGUGCAAGGAUUAAUUAUAUUUUUCACUCAAUUUUUAAAAAUAUGAUUAGCAGCAUCAAUCCUCUCGAUGAAGUGUCAGAUCAAGAUAUUAGAACAGCUAUUAUGAACUCCAGCGGACUACGAGGGUCAUUAUUUGUCCCGGAAACUGCUUUCGAAGUCUUAAUUAAGCAGCAAAUCCCUAGACUUAAAGAUCCCAGUCUAAGAUGCAUGAGCCUUGUAUAUGAAGAGCUCAAACAGAUUAUAUAUAAGCUCGACAUCCCAGAGCUCGAAAGAUUCUCCAAUUUAAAAGAAAAGGUUAGCGAAGUCAUCAACAAUUUAUUGUCAAGAUGUCUUGAGCCUACUGGACACAUGAUUUCUGACAUAGUAGAAGUAGAAAUGGGCUACAUCAAUUCCAAGCAUCCACAAUUUAUAGGCGGGACAAAUGCCAUACUUGAGCUCCAGAACGUCAUAAAAUCUCCUUCACAAGAUAUGCUUAUUGAUAAAAAACCUGUCACACCUGUGCCUGCAAGAAGAGAUGAAACACCUCCACCUUCAUCAUCAUUUUGACCUUUUUCGAGAAGCCAAACCAGACCACAAAGAGAGCUCAAAUUUGAAGACUUAGAAAAUGAACGUCAAGACAAUUCUGGUCCUCCAAUGAGAAUAAGAGCAAAUAUGAAUCCAACACAAGAAGAAUCCCAGCAAACCGAGCUGAUUAAAAUUUUGAUAAAAUCCUAUUACAAUAUUGUGAAAACAAAUGUCUCUGAUUUGGUUCCAAAAACAAUUAUGGGAUUUUUGGUAAACAAAUCAAGAGAAGAACUUCAAAGAGAGCUUGUUAAAGAACUCUACAAAGAUAAUCUAUACGAUGUGCUAUUAGAAGAAGGUGGAAAUAUCGGUCCCAGAAGAGAGAAGUGCAUCAAGAUUGGGAAAGGGCUUAGAAAAGCUAUAGAUAUCUUGAAUGAAGUUCGAGAAUACAGAAUUUCAGAUUAA